Zea mays is the source of this 4625-nucleotide messenger RNA. RefSeq lists its product as uncharacterized. Bases 2933 to 4216 code for a protein of 427 amino acids. The transcript is spliced from 6 exons. NCBI's taxonomy places the organism in Eukaryota, Viridiplantae, Streptophyta, Magnoliopsida, Poales, Poaceae. The record is from RefSeq and is a predicted model, not a curated record. Gene Ontology annotation, molecular function: nucleic acid binding; 3'-5'-RNA exonuclease activity; zinc ion binding.
UUAAACACCGGUUCCUCUCUCCGCGCCACCGCCGGUAACCGCCACCAGAAGUAAGAGAAACCACGCGUGUCAGCCAGCCAUUGGAUCACCACCAUUCGCGCUGUUCGGCGUGCGCACCCGAUCCCGUCUCCGUGCGGCUUUGUGAGUAGAGAAGGGAAGGGGAAGCAGGAGCAGGAGGGGUUCGUCAUCGCGUGGUGGCCGCGCCGCUCUGUUCCUCCGUCCCCUCCUCCUUCCGGCUCUCGCUGUCACAUGUCGUGUGGUGUGGGGGCGCUCUGAUCCGGAUGGUGCAGCGCCGCGGGAUCGCCCACGGCCAUGAUUGAUCGCGAACGAGCAGCAGAUUACCCUGGUCCAUCAGCAUUUCAUUCAGGACCAUAGUGAUGGUUCAGGUUUGUUACAUACCAGAGAUCAACGGCCACAUCUGACACCCCUACCAUAAACACCCAUCGGAGUUUCAAAGUUUGGAAACAAAAGGAACAUAACACAUGUCACACAGGACACCACGUCCAAGGCUAUGCAAAGUAAAUCAUGGUGGCGAGUGGAGCACAGUUACUCCUAAGACUUGAGCAAAGAGAAGAUGAAUCACUACAACUUCUGCAUACCACACCAUCUGCCAUCCUGAAAACACAGAAUCUCUGAGCUUCCAAAGGCCCCACAUCGCUGCGGAGAUAAACGCUAACACACCCAUGCCUCUUCUCACAGAUCCAACAUUUUGCAUCUGAUUUAAAGUCACAUACCUUGUGUUUAAACACUUCAGCUAGCUCCAUCCACAUUUUAGAGGCUACUAAGGACAUCCAGUGCUCCUAAAUGAGUGGAAUCUGGGGAAGGAACAACCAAGGCAAGCCAACCCUGCAUUUUUGCACAGAGGUUGCGUCGAACCCACUUUGGCUCAGUGGAAAGGAUUCUCACCACUGUGUUAGGCUUGUCCUUUUAGAGGCUACUAAGCUUCCAUAAAACAGUGCUAAACAUCACAACAAAUAAAUAAGAACACAUUGAAUUGAAGAAAUCAGUGAAGCACAGUAGCAGCAAGCCAGCAAGACAUUUUUUUUGGAGAAAAGUAUUUUCAGAUAACCAUCAGUACAAAUUGACUAUAAUCUACUGAUGUUGGCAACAUUGAAGUUAGUUUAUACUGAUGGUUAUUUGAAAAUACUGUUCUUUAAACAAUUUUUUGUCUUGCUGCUACAAUGCUAUCACUGAUUUCUUCAGUGUCGUUAUUUAUUUGUUGUGAUGUUUAACACUAGUAGUGUAGCUUCUGCAUCAUAUUAAAAGAAGCUUGCACUGAAACCUGACCCGAGGAUGAUUUCUCAUGCAAAUAAGUGUGUUUGAGUUUCUGUAUGCAGCAAAAUCUUUGUAUUUAUUUGGGGGGAAUGUGUUUUUUAAUAUAUGCUACAGAAAGUUUGGCGCCAUGCUUUAAUUUCAGAAUUAUGUAGUAACUUAACUGGGUUUGGAUGAAUGUUUGAAUUGGUUGUUUCAAAUCAUUUUGCUUGACCCUGUAUGCCUUUGAACAAGCAUUAACAACAUGAAGACCCCUUUGCUAACUGGUAUGCAACUAGUUUUUAAUGCGUUAAUUUUAUUUGAUUCUUGCAGUUUGUGAAAUGGGCAUGCACUGACACAAAUUGAUAUGAACUGUAGCUUCUUAUAAUAUUUUUCUUUGAUAGAGAAAUUGGUUGCAUAAUGUCAUAUAGUGGGGAUGCGGGUGGUCAUUUCACAAUGUUGUUUUUCCUUGAUCUAAUGUUCUCUUGGUUAGGGUGCAUGGUGGGUUGUGAACAAACAUAAUGAAACGGUGGGAGUAGUCAGCAGUUUGUCAGCAUUAGCAACUACAUGUAGCCCCUUUCAAAAUGCAUUGCUCAUUGCUUUGCGGUCCAGAUUUCCCCUGCUUCUAUCUCUUGUCAUGUUUCCUACAAAAGGAUCAGCAGCAGUUCUAUUUCAAUAAGUUUCUAUCCCAAAUGUUAUAGGUGGGAAACACAACAUAUCUAUGCUACUCCUUCCAAAAUACUUUGAUAAUCCCAUGAUGAUCCAAAUGAUCCUUUUUAUUUGAGCGCUUAGCAAUUGACCUGUGCUUCUAAACUUAACCUGAUGUUUGUAUGGGGGUGUUUGGUUCCAUGGGACUAAACUUCAGUCCCUCCCUUUUUGUCUAUUUUAGUCUCUAAAUUACUAAAUAUGGGGACUAAAAGGGAAUAAAUCAGAUUUCUUCCCCUCUCUUUAGUCCUAUUUUUGGUAAUUUAGAGACUAAAAAAGAGAGACUAAAGUUUAGUCUCAUGGAACCAAACAUGCCCUAACAUUGAACGGAAACUUUUGGAUGCCUCCAGAAAAAUUGUAAAGAUCUGGAUCAAAGAUUCACGAAUUCACCUAUUUUGCUGACAAAGUUGAUGCUUUAGCUAACAUACUAGAGUUCAAAUACUUGAAACAUCAUCUAGGAUCAGCAUAACACAUCAAUUACAUUUUGUGACAGAAGCUGCAACUAGAUAUUAACCACCCAACUUUGUGUUGAUCAGUCAUUGUUACGAUUGACUUUGAUUUUAUGACUCUCCCAAGCACAUAUGGCUGACACACCAAAAGGAAAGUUCCAUUCUCGCUCAUCCCAUAAAGUCUACCAACAUUAAAAGGAGGGCCCUAAAAAUUCGAUUCCUUUGCAUCGGUGCCUAUUCUAGCAUUUGGCGCUCUUGUAGCACAUAAUUCAAACUUUGCUUUUGAAGUAUAGUAGAGAUGGAACCAUCUCUAUUUUGCACCUCUCUUGUGACACUGUUGGAGCUGUCCUAGCAUUGCCUUUCUAUUCUUGCUGUUAUUUUUUAUUUUGUUGAAUCUUAAAAUAUCUUGUCGCAGCCUUAAUUAGAUGCAUAUUAAAUGUUCUGACUGCAUGUAUGGUUUUAUUUCAGAAUCUUAAUUGCACUGUUUAUAAUUUUCUUAUGUGUGUAGUUUAUUUGAUGCAGAGGAAAUGCAAGUUAAUAAUGAGGCACCACUAGGGUGCCUCAAGCCAAAUAUUUCUCAGUAUAACUCUCCAGAGCAGAUAGGUGGUGUUGAAGGGUUUCCUGAGAAUAAUGAAAAAAGGAAUGAUAUUGUUGCUGCGGAAAAAAUCUGGGAGGCGACUCCAAACCAAGGCCUUAGCAGGCCCAUCUACCGACAAGAAUUUUAUGCCUGGCCAUAUAUUUAUUCAGAUUAUCAAAUCGUGCGUCAGCCACUACCUUAUGGUUUUGACAACCAAUUUUAUCAGAUAAAUAGGGACCACGGUUUCCCUAUUGAGAACAGGGUUCAAUAUCUUCCAUUCAAGAUGCUCCCUCAAGGUCACCCCCAUGAUGCACAGCUUCAGGAAUUUCAGUAUUUUGUGGUUAUUGACUUUGAAGCAACCUGUGACAAGGUGAACAAUCCAUUUCCACAAGAAAUCAUCGAGUUUCCAUCUGUCUUGGUUAACAGUGCAACUGGAAAACUCGAAGAAUGCUUCCAAACAUAUGUUCGGCCGACGUAUCAUCAAUUUUUGACUGAUUUUUGCAAGGAGCUUACUGGCAUACAACAGAUUCAGGUGGACAGAGGUGUGCCUCUAGGUGAAGCCUUACUCAUGCACGAUAAAUGGCUAGAGGACAAGGGCAUCAAGAACACAAACUUUGCUAUUGUGACCUGGUCUAACUGGGACUGCCGUAUAAUGCUGGAGUCGGAAUGCAGAUUUAAGAGAAUCAGGAAGCCCCCUUAUUUUAACAGGUGGAUCAACUUGAGGGUACCGUUCCAGGAAGUGUACGGGGACGUCCGCUGCAACCUGAAGGAGGCAGUCCAGCUGGCCGGGCUCACAUGGGAGGGGCGCGCUCACUGCGGGCUCGACGACGCCCGCAACACCGCUCGCCUCCUGGCACUUCUGAUGCACCGGGGCUUCAAGUUCUCCAUCACCAACUCACUGGUGUGGCAACCUGCCGCCGCUCCGCAGUCAACCGCCGCCACCUGCCACUUCUCCCCGGACCGCUCUCCGGACCCAGUCGUCGUCCAGCUCCAGCACCAGCAGCAGCAGCACAAGCCGAAGGAGGCGCUGGGGUCUCCCGCGUCGCUGGUGAACCCAUCGUACGCCACCCCCGCGGGAGGGAAGGACAGAGCCAUGUACUGCUACUGCGGGGUGCUGAGCCGGUGGAGCGUCGUGCGCAAGCCGGGACCCAUGCAGGGGCGCUACUUCUUCGGGUGCGGGAACUGGACCGCCACCCGGCGCGCCAUCUGCCCGUACUUCGCAUGGGCCUCGUGAAUAGCAAAGCAAGCAGAGAUCUGGGCUGGUGCUUUAACCGAGGGAGGCGCGCCAUGUUGCUGCGGCUGGCUGCUGCGCCUCCCAGUUCCGUAUAUAUUAUUAUUGUUAUUAUUAUGGUAUAAUAACUUUGCUCGCGAGACAAUGGAGGUUAUCUAGGUAGUGUCUCUAACCUGUCGUACUGACUUCUGUCGAUAGAAGAGAAUGGGGCCAGAUGCUGCUUAGGUGUGAUCUAUCCUAUCCAUCCAUGGAUAAUAAAGAAGUUUGUGGAUUGCUGUUUUAUUAACUUGAUGGAACUCCUCCGUAGGUGUGGUUUGUGCAACUUGGAUUUUGAAGGCUUGUGCGUCUGUGAGUGUUUGAUCAAAUCGAAGGUGGUGUUUGUUUGCUGAAUGAAAUGGUUAUGGAAGGUGCC